Molecule: messenger RNA, 1732 nt
Organism: Cladocopium goreaui
Lineage: Eukaryota; Dinophyceae; Suessiales; Symbiodiniaceae
Source: the annotation of a GenBank genome assembly
GCAAAGCUUUGGAGACGAUCACAUUUCAUCACUGCAAUGUCAAGUUUCGUUCAGAGUCGGCCCAAAAGCGGUCCCGCCAUGGGGGUUCUCCAAUCCACCAACACCUUGGAUGAAGUCAGGACCGUGGCCGCAGUGGCUGGCGAUGGCGUAGAUACAAUGAGCAGAGCCGAAGAUCGUGUAGGACAUUUGUCCGUGGUGGGUAGAUAUCAUCGGCUGCCUGCCCGACUUGAAGAUGACUACAACGUUGAGAAGAAGGCAUGUGCGCUCGGCACCGGGUACAACGGCUCCGUGCUCCUGGCGCGUGGGAAGACACGCAUCGGGAAAUUUGCCGUCAAGGCUUUCAAGCUUCACGGAGUCAGCAAGGAAAAGAAACAGGAACUGGCUUCUGAAGCCGAGAUCUUCCUUAGCAUGGACCAUCCGCAUGUGGUGCGACUCUUUGAUGUUUAUGAGGAAGAGGACCGGCUGAGCCUAGUGAUGGAGUGCAUGGAAGGUGGUGAGCUCUUUGACCGGGUGCGCGAAAAGAAAGUCUACUCGGAGAAGGAUGCUUGCAAGACCACCAGAAUGAUGCUGCUCGCUGUCAACUAUUUGCACAGCUGCGGAGUCGUUCACCGUGACUUGAAGCUAGAAAACUUCCUGUAUGAGAACAAAAACUCCGACUUCUUGAAACUCAUCGACUUUGGCUUCAGCAAAGUUUGGGCCAAAAACACCAAGAUGGAGCUCAGUUGUGGGACUUUAUCCUACGCAGCUCCAGAAGUCUUGGCAAAGUCCUAUACAAGUCAAUGUGAUCUAUGGAGCCUGGGAGUCAUUGUUUUCAUCCUUCUUGUUGGAUACAUGCCUUUUGCCGGCUCAGACGAGCGAAAGCAGAUCCACAUGAUACGAUCAGGAACCUACCUAGUGAAGAAGGAGCGAUGGGCGAAAGUGUCUUCCUUAGCCUCGGAUUUCGUGAAGAAGCUGCUGGUGGUGGAUCCUGAUGUUCGGAUGACGGCACCCCAAGCCUUGGAGCAUCCCUGGAUCAAAAACCACGAAGACGCCUGCAGCGAUUGCAUCGAUGAAGCCAUGGUGGCUUCUCUUUGUGAUUUUGCCAAGAGCCAAAGUUUCCGAAGGUCUUGCAUGAAACUGAUGGCUUGGUCUCUCACUGCACCUGAGAGGGCGCAAGUCCGAGAUGCCUUUAUGGCAUUGGACACAGGCAGCACAGGCACCAUCAGAAUAUCAGAUCUCAAGCAGAUCUUGGAGGAGAACUUCCACCUUCCGGAAGAAGAGCAGCAGCACGUGUUUAAUGCCUUCAGCGAUUCAGAUGAUGACAUCCAAUAUUCUGAGUUCUUGGCUGCAAUGAUGGCCUCGCGUAUCGCCCUCCAUGAUGAGCUUUUGAAAGAUGCGUUCAGGCGCUUUGACACCGAGAACAGUGGUUACAUCCGAAGGGAAGACCUGUUCAAGGUACUGGAAAGUGAAACCGAAGCGCUACAGGUCAUGAAGGAGUUGGAUGUGAACCAAGAUGGCAAGAUCUCUUACGAGGAAUUCAUAGGUUAUUUGAAGAACGGCAGCGCAGCAGAUAAUGAUCUGGAAGCAGCCGAGCGCGCAAUCUCUCGGGAGAUCAUUUGCAGAAACAGGUGGGAUGGUUCAGAGCCAAGACUUCGAAAGCGCGACAAGCUGAAGGGUAUGUUCCAGCUGGGGAUCUUACGACUUGGACAAGUCGUCAGCAGCUGGGGCUCUCCGAUUUCCGGUCGAUCGGACA